Numida meleagris (helmeted guineafowl) is the source of this 255-nucleotide messenger RNA. Its product is annotated as keratin-associated protein 5-1-like. Lineage: Eukaryota; Metazoa; Chordata; Aves; Galliformes; Numididae. The record is from RefSeq and is a predicted model, not a curated record. The coding region runs from base 1 to 255 and encodes 84 amino acids. The transcript has a single exon.
AUGCCCAACGGUUGCUGCGGUGGUGGCAAUAACUGCACCGUCUGCUGCUACAGCAGCAAGUCCUGCAAGUCUCCGUGCUGCAAGACGCAGAGCUGCUGCCCCUCUCAGUGCUGCUACCCCUCUCAGUGCUGCUGCCCAUCGCAGUGCUGCUGCCCAUCGCAGUGCUGCGCCAUGCCCUGCUGCAUGCCCAUGACCUGCUGCUACACCAUGAGCAACAACAACAGCAGCAGUGGCUGCUGCGGCUGCGGCAACUAA